Molecule: messenger RNA, 5735 nt
Organism: Talpa occidentalis (Iberian mole)
Lineage: Eukaryota; Metazoa; Chordata; Mammalia; Eulipotyphla; Talpidae
Gene: ADCK1
Product: aarF domain containing kinase 1
Exons: 11
Coding region: 102-1643 (513 amino acids)
Biological process (GO): protein phosphorylation; lipid homeostasis; mitochondrion organization
Cellular component (GO): mitochondrial inner membrane
Molecular function (GO): ATP binding; protein kinase activity
Source: RefSeq, a predicted model, not a curated record
GCGAAUCCGCGGCCAACCGGCAGCGGCGGGAAGUCGGCGCCGGGGCUCUGCUUCCCUUGGGGAUCUGGUGUCAUGGCCAGAAGGGCUCUCAGACUUGCUUCAUGGACCAGCAUGGCCUUGCUGCCUCCGGCUUUUACCUCUACAGCAACAAGUACUUGGACCCUAGUGACUUUGGGGCCAUCAGGGUGGGCAGAGCAGUAGCUACGACAGCAGUCAUCAGUUAUGACUACCUUACCUCCCUGAGGAGUGUCCCCUACGGCUCAGAGGAGUACUUGCAGCUUCAAUCCAAGGUACACCUGCGCUCCGCCAGGCGUCUCUGUGAGCUGUGCUGUGCCAACCGGGGCACCUUCAUCAAGGUGGGCCAGCACCUGGCAGCUCUGGACUACCUUCUGCCGGAGGAGUACACCAGCACACUGAAGGUGCUGCACAGCCAGGCCCCGCAGAGCAGCAUGCAAGAGAUCCGCCAGGUCAUCCGUGAGGACCUGGGCAAAGAGAUCCACGAUUUGUUCGUGAGCUUCGAUGACACCCCUCUGGGGGCUGCCUCCCUGGCCCAGGUCCACAAGGCGGUGCUACAUGAUGGGCGCACUGUGGCUGUGAAGGUCCAGCACCCAAAGGUGCAGUCUCAGAGCUCCAAGGACAUUCUUCUGAUGGAGGUGCUCGUCCUGGCUGUGAAGCAGCUGUUUCCAGAGUUUGAGUUCAUGUGGCUGGUGGAUGAGGCCAAGAAGAAUCUGCCUUUGGAGCUGGAUUUCCUCAAUGAAGGGAGAAAUGCUGAGAAAGUGGCCCAGAUGCUCAAGCACUUUGACUUCUUAAAGGUCCCCCGAAUCUACUGGGAUCUUUCCACCAAGCGAGUCCUUCUGAUGGAGUUUGUGGACGGCGGGCAAGUCAACGACAGAGACUACAUGGAGAGGAACAAGAUUGAUGUCAAUGAGAUCUCUCGCCACCUGGGCAAGAUGUACAGUGAGAUGAUCUUUGUCAAUGGCUUUGUGCACUGCGACCCCCAUCCAGGCAACGUGCUGGUGCGGAAGCACCCGGACACGGGGAAGACUGAGGUCAUCCUCUUGGACCAUGGGCUCUAUCAGGUGCUCACAGAGGAGUUCCGACUAGAUUACUGCCACCUCUGGCAGUCACUGAUCUGGACUGACAUGAAGAGGGUGAAGAAGUACAGCCAGCGCCUGGGUGCUGGGGACCUCUACCCCUUGUUCGCCUGCAUGCUGACGGCCCGGUCGUGGGACUCAGUCAUCAGGGGCAUUGGCCAAGCUCCGGUCACUGCCACGGAGGACUUAGAGAUCCGCAACAACGCGGCCAACUACCUCCCCCAGAUCAGCCAGCUCCUCAACCACGUGCCACGGCAGAUGCUACUCAUCUUCAAGACCAACGACCUACUGCGUGGCAUCGAGGCCUCUCUGGGCACCCGCGCCAGUGCCAGCUCCUUCCUCAACAUGUCGCGCUGCUGCAUUAGGGCACUGGCCAUGCACCAGAAGAAGAAUACCUGCUCGUUCCUCAGAAGGACCCAGAUCUCGUUCAGCGAGGUCUUCAACUUAUGGCAGAUCAGCCUCCACGAACUCAUCCUGCACGUGAAGGGGCUGCGGCCGGCCCGCUGGGUCUCGGCGCUGCUCUGCUGGCUGUUUGCUGCUCUGCACUGAGUGGACUCGCUAGCCGCUACCCCUUUCUGGGGUGACAAGGAGUCUUUCACGCCUCGCUCUUCAGUCGUGUCUCCACCUGGUUGCCCUGUUUCUCCCAUGAGGCGGCCCGGAGUCCCCAUUCACGGCGUCACGUCCUCUACCUCUGGAAUUCCCGCACCGCAGCCCUUGUCGGGGGCCUGAGAGCUGCUCCAGGCAACAGGCUUCUCUCCCUGCCGGGGAGAAGGCACAGCAGCCUGCUUUCUCCUUCCCGUGUGCUGUGGGGUUGGUGUCUCCCCCUUGCUGUUAGCCCUUCCUGUGCUCAGGAGGGGCCGUGUGUCCACUGAGGGCAUGUUCGCUUUGGGAACUUGAACAUGGUGGGAGAGAAGCCCCGUCUCUGAGCUCAUGGUGCCCCUGAGCUGGCUAAGGAGGUGGCUGGCACCCCAGGCAGGCCCCACGGCCUCCCUGGGCUCCCCGCUGUCAAGGGAACCCUGUGGUGUUUUAGGGACUGUGUUUCCAUAAAUAAACCCUGAAGGGUUUCAGGGCAGGGCUGGUGGGUGGGAUUUUUACUGAGGUUGGAAGUGAAUCGUGUUGUCUAGCCUGUGACAGUAGACCUGGGUACCACGUGCCACUGUCUUCUGCUUGGCUUCAUGCCGCUGUGAUCCUUCUAGACUCUCACUGUGUGACCAUUUCCUGCUUUUCUCACCUUCUAAGACUGAGACCUUGGUUGCAGGAGUUAGGAGGCCCAAGGCUAGGAGCUCAGACUCUGCUGAAACCUUGUAUUUGAUCUCCUGCAUGCUCACCUCCUCCAGUGCCCUGGCCCUGACCUGUUCCAUGAAUUGUUUCCUGACUCACCCUUUGGUUUGCCGUUCGAUGACCAGACCCUGUCCUGGAGGCUGGAGUCCGAGCCUUAGUCACUGCGGCUCAGACUCCAAGCUGAAGCCCCGUCACCUGUCUGGACCCUGUCACCUGUCUGGACCCUGUGCUUCCAUCUAUUGCCUGCUGGCUUGGUGCCAGCACCUGUCCUGGACAACCUCUAGGCUUCAGACUCCAGCCUUGGCAGGUCCCAGCUCUUGCUGAGCACUGUGCUCAGAUGUUAAUUGUAUUUGAAUUUCUCCGAUCUUACUGCACCCCAUUCACAGAAGCAAAACCCCCCAAAUUUGAGUCUCAUUUUCUGUUCUCUUAUUCAUAAUGCAAGCAGUCUUUUCACUAACCAGAGAUAAUUUCAAGACUCCUUUAUUUUCUGAAAGAAUUAAUUGUUCUUAGUGACCAGUUGGAUGCACCCAGGAACCCGAGAGAAUAAUUUGCAAGAUCUGUUAUUAAUCACGAAGAUGCAUGCUGCAUAUUAUAUUUUAUGGUAUCUUUUAUAGCCACUGAAGUAAAUAUAAAUGUCCUUUUUGUUCAAGGUAAUGGUUACUUGCUUUUCGCUUUUGGUUUAAUGGUUGGCUUCUCGCUGCCCUGGGAUCUAAAACAUCAGCAUGUUGCCAGUGGACCCAGCACCCAAAACAGUUUUCCAAGGAGAGCAGAAAGGUGGGGAAUGCUUGGGAUAUGGGAAGUUUGAAAAUAGGCUGGGAGUAGGCUGGGAGAGACUGCUAGGCUCUUGGUAAAUAAGUGACAUCAUUGAAUUGUGCCAUUAACACUAUGCAGAGGACAGGUUAAUAGCCUCCCGCCUCUUACUGAGAAGGGAAUCGAGGCUCAGAGAGGCCUAGCAAUUUGCCUAAAGUCACACAGCUGCUGAAUAGAGGUCCAUGUUUUGUUUUUUAUUCUAUAGUGCUGUAAAUAUGGGUUACACUUGCUCCUGAAUUGGGUCUCAAGCCCCCCGAUUUUAGAGGAAAUUGGAUUUUCAGUGGAGGCAGGAAAAGGGAAUAGGUAAAGGAAAAUGAAAAUUUCUGGAAAAAGGCAUUCCUGUUUUCAUGUUCCUUGGCACCUGAGACGGGGACCUCGACUCGGACCUCGAUGAUACUGCAGAGCAAUCCGACACGGACGCUCACCACUCCCUGGCAGUGGCACUCCAUGGGCUCAUGGGCACGGUUCCCAUAGGACUGGCCUCACCUCAGUCACAAGCUGCAGGUUGGGGGUCCGCAGGCCACCUGCACUUCUGACCAACCAACUACCUCGGGGGCUUCCCACAACCCUCUUAGAUUUAAUCAUUUGCUAGAAAGACACAGAACUCAGGAAAUCACUAUACUGGUGAUUGCAGUUUUAUUAUAAAGGAGGCACAUCAGGGCAGGACAAAUGAAGGGAGACAUAGGGCGAGGUCUGGGAGUCCUGAAGGCAAACCUGUGCUCUCCAGUAGAAGAAGCAGGACCCAGAAUUCUCUGCACAUGGAUAUAUGAACUCGUGUUCAGAGUUUUGAUAGGGUUUUGUUCUGUAGUCUUGAUUAAUUGAAUUAUUGAUCUUCUACUUGAACCCAACCUCCAGACUGCCCCCCUCCAUUCCUCCGCAGAUAAGGCAGGGCUGAUAUCACCCCUGCCCCCCAUUCUGAGUCAUCAAUAUAAGCUCAGGUGUGACCCAGCCAGCACAUCAUGAAAGAUGAUACUCCUGUCAAUCUAGAAAGUCCGAGGAGUUAGAGGUUAUCUCCCAGGAGCACUGCAGGAACAGAGACCAGACAAAUGCUUUACUGUGUAACUGUCACACUGGUGUCUUGUGUACUUGGCUUGAGGAGACAUGUUUAUCAACUGGCCGCUGGCCCACUGGCCAUGGCUACCAGAGCAGUAGGAGUUGGUUCUCUCCUGGCCUCUAGUCUGUGAUUCAUCCAUAGCUCUGGUGAGCAUCUACUCAGAUCUUCACCCUGGUCCCUUCUCUGUCCUGGAGCCCACCCCGGGAUCAGAGUCACCCUCUCGCCUCCCCAGGGCCUCCUGCCAUGUCUGGAGGGCUCCAGAAUAUGAGCAUCUACAGUCUCAGCAGCACCAUGCAGAGCCUCCAGGUGGGACAUUCCAGGUGGGAGGGUACAUUCGCCUCAGCGUGAGCAAAUGUGAGUUACACUAGGCAGUGCCCUGUGGAGUGACAUCAGGCUGGUGUGGCCAGGACAGGUGCAGCCAGGAGGAGCUGGGGUCUAAGCUGGGCACUGCUGACUGGGCAAGGUCUCCACUGGCUGGAGAGCAAAGCCUCAGAGGGUGCUGUGUACCUGGCAGCCUGGCCUGUUGGAGCACUGAUGUUUGCUGGGCUGGAUCCUGAGCAUCGGUCAUUAAUGAGAGGCCUUGAAAUGGUGCCACUGCUGCUGGUGACUGGCCAGGGGGAACCGGGAGGCCAGUUCCCCAAGUGUUAAGUUUGCAAACCUUUUGGUAAAGGCCCAUUUGUUCAAGAAAGUUCUGCUUCCACCCCCCCUUCCUUCCUUUUCUCCCUGCCUCCUUUCUUUUCCCUUCUCUCCCUCUCUCCCUGCCCUCCCUCCUGCUUGCCUAUGAAGAAGUCUGCCUUGAAGCUGCGCACACUGGCUUGGCACUGUCUCCUAAAGGAAGGAUGAGGUCGUCCUUCAGCAGAGUAAAUAUCACACCUUGGACCAUAGCUUCCAUGUCGGUUUUCCCGUGGUGAGUGCCUCCUGGCUUGGUUGACUUGGCUUCUCUGGCUGCUGCCUCAGUCCGUCCAUCAGCCAGCUCCUCUCCUAGGCAGGUCACCCUGUCCCUGGCCAGCACUGCUGGGGGCAGAAAAUGCUCUUUCUGCCCAGUUCUGCAUUUGGCUUAAUAGUUUCAUUUUGAGCUAAUAGAAACACUGUGUGUUGUUUUUCCUAUUUUCUCUUUCCCUUGCAUGAGAGGAAAGGCCAGCCUGGUGAAGUGGUGAGGGUUUAAGCCCCCUGUCCCUACCCCUGCCAGACCAGCUCCCAUGCUAUCCCCCUGCAUUUUCCUUCUAGAGGGGCUUCUCAAACUUUCACAUAAACAGAUGAAUAACUUGGGCUCUUAUGAAACCACAGGUUUUGACACGGUGGGUCUGAGAUUCUGCAUCUCUAACAAGCUCCCACUGAGGCUUUGGUCUGCAGGCCACAAUGAGCGGCCAGGAUCCGGAGCCCUGGUUCUAGAGGUGGGGCCUCCAGGAGCAGCAUCAGCACAACCUGAGAGCUUGUUAGAAGUGUACAUUCUCAGGCCCCGUGUGUGAGAUUGAUGAAUCACAGUCGCCAGGGUG